This is a messenger RNA of Nannospalax galili (Upper Galilee mountains blind mole rat), 2592 nucleotides long. RefSeq names its product glycoprotein nmb (gene Gpnmb). NCBI's taxonomy places the organism in Eukaryota, Metazoa, Chordata, Mammalia, Rodentia, Spalacidae. The transcript is spliced from 11 exons. Gene Ontology annotation, biological process: cell adhesion. Gene Ontology annotation, molecular function: integrin binding. The record is from RefSeq and is a predicted model, not a curated record. Bases 145 to 1824 code for a protein of 559 amino acids.
UCCUUAAUACAUCACAUGAUCCACCCCAGGCCCGGUAUUUCAUAAAAUAGAGUGGGGCGCCGUGGAGCAAACGCUGUUGCUGCUGGUGGAUGGGGCUGGGGAGUUAAAAGUCAAGCCCUGACCGUGGGCCUGUGCAAGCUCAGCAUGGGUCAUUUCUCUCGGGUCCUGGGAUUUCUGCUGCUGGCUGCAGGACUGCCCCUCGAGGAGGCCAAACGAUAUCGUGAUGUGCUGGGCCAUGAGCGGUCUCCUGGUCACAUGAGGGAGCACAACCAAUUACAUGGCUGGUCUUCUGAUGAGAAUGAAUGGAAUGAAAACCUGUAUCCAGUGUGGAAGAGGGGAGAUUCAAGGUGGAAGACCUCCUGGAAAGGAGGCCGUGUGCAGGCCAUCCUGACUAGUGACUCACCAGCUCUGGUGGACUCCAAUAUCACAUUUGUGGUGAACCUAGUGUUCCCAAGAUGCCAGAAGGAAGAUGCCAAUGGUGACAUCGUCUAUGAGAAGAACUGCAGAAAUGAUGCGGGAUUGUCUCCUGACCUGUAUGUUUACAACUGGACAGCCUGGGCAGAGGAUGGCGAUUGGGGAAACAGCACCAGCCAGAGCCAGCACCUCAUGUUCCCCGAUGGGAAGCCCUUCCCUCACCCCCACAGAUGGAAGAAAUGGAAUUUUGUCUACGUCUUUCACACACUUGGUCAGUAUUUCCAAAAACUGGGACGGUGUUCAGCAAGAGUUUCUAUAAACACAGCCAACUUGACACUUGGCCUUGAAGUCAUGGAAGUCACUGUUUAUCGAAGACAUGGCCGAGCAUAUGUUCCCAUUGCACAGGUGAAAGACUUGUAUGAGAUAACAGAUCAGAUUCCCGUAUUUGUGACCAUGUCCCAGAAGAAUGACCGAAACUCAUCAGAUGAAACCUUCCUCAGAGGGCUCCCCAUUGUGUUCGAUGUCCUGAUUCAUGAUCCUAGCCACUUCCUCAACCAGUCUGCUAUUUCCUACAAGUGGGACUUCGGGGAUAACACUGGCCUGUUUGUCUCCAAUAAUCACACUUUGAAUCACACGUAUGUGCUCAAUGGAACCUUCAACUUUAACCUCACAGUCCAAGCCACAGUGCCUGGGAUCUGUCCUUCACCUGCACCCACAGCUCCAACACCCAGCCCUUCUUUCACUACUCCAGUGCCUACUAGCAACAGCUCCAUGGAACUGAGCGACAUUGCUGAUGAAAACUGCCAGAUAAACAGAUUUGGUUACUUCAGAGCCUCCAUCAUAAUUGUAGAGGGAAUCCUAGAGAUUAACAUCAUCCAGAUAGCAGAUGUCCUGAUGCCUGAACCACAGCCUGACAACUCCCUGAUGGACUUCAUUGUGACCUGUGAAGGAGGCACCCCCAUGGAGGUCUGCACCAGCAUUUCUGAUCCCACCUGCCAGAUCACCCAGAGCAGGGCCUGCAGCCCCGUGGCUGUGGAUGAGCGGUGCCUGCUGUCAGUGAGAAGAGCCUUCAACGGGUCUGGCACAUACUGUGUGAACGUCACUCUGGGUAAUGAUGCAAGCAUGGCCCUCACCAGCACUCUGAUCUCCAUCCCUGGUAAAGACUCAGCCUUCCCUCUGAGAACAGUAAGUGGUGCCCUGAUCUUCGUCGGCUGCUUGGCUGCAUUCAUCACUGUGAUUACUGCCUUUCUGUACAAAAAACACAAGGAAUACAAGCCUAUAGGAAACUGCGCUGGGAACAUGGUCAAAGGCAAAGGCCUGAGUGUUUUCCUCAACCGUGCAAAAGCCUCGUUCUUCCCAAGCAACCAGGAGAAAGAUCCACUGCUCAAGGACCAACCAGGAGUGUUUUAAGUCUUCAGCCUCACUUGUGACCAACAGCCCACUCUCUAAUGCCAUUUAUGUGAGCUAUGCAGGAAUAGAUGGCUAAUAACUCUUUUCCUAAAGAUUAUUGUAAAAUAUGUAUCAUGAUUUAGGGAGGUUAGUUGAAUGGCAUUUCCUUCUGUGUUAUGACUUGUAUACGAACAUAGGUGAUUGAUAGAAUGGAUGGACUAUGUCUGAAGAGUAUGAGAGAAAUCACUGUUCCUUAAGAUCUGACCUAGGUUAACCAGAAAGAGAGAGAGAGAGACAGAGAGAGAGACAGAGAGAGAGAGAUACUUCAUACCUUUCCAUAUAACCAUCCACAUGAAACCAAAGUAGUCCUAGCCUGAAGAUCAAGCUAACUGUAUCCUAUUUCAUUGAACAUGCAUGAGAUCCUGACAAAACAGUUAUAGGUUCAAGCUUUUUGUAUGAUGUAUGUGUACUUGUAAUACUCAUAAAGGACUAAGCAGGUGUGAUAACCAUCCAUUCAUUUAUCUCAUGAACAUGUAUUUAGUGCUUUCUGUAUACCAACCAUGAUGCUGGGGCAUGGCCCUGCAUUUAGAGUUGGUGUUCUUUUGUAUAUAUCUGCAUUACUGUAUAAGCUGCUAUACAUAUUUAGAAUCACAUAUUAUGAUUUUCUAAAGGACUACUUGUUUUCCUGUAAGUUUCUCUGUUAAAAUCAUACAGAAAAUAAUUGGUGAGGAUUUUACCUCCAUUUGCAACAAAUUCAUGUGCGGUAUGUUAGACAUGAUAUUCUUUUUC